AUGGCCCAAUCUUCUCUUGAUGUCCUGCUCAAAGGCAGCUCCGCCAGGAACACGCGCGGUUUAUUACGAAUCCUCAUCCUAGUCACGAUUGCAGCAGCAGCUGUGGCUAGUCGACUCUUCAGUGUCAUCCGAUUUGAAAGUAUUAUCCACGAAUUCGACCCCUGGUUCAACUUUCGAGCAACAAAGUACUUGGUUCAAAAUGGUUUCUAUAGUUUCUGGGACUGGUUUGACGACCGAACAUGGCACCCCCUUGGUCGUGUCACUGGUGGCACGCUAUACCCUGGUCUCAUGGUGACCAGCGGUGUGAUUUACCACAUCCUUCGCUUCCUCACUAUCCCCGUCGACAUCCGAAACGUCUGCGUUCUACUCGCUCCCGGCUUCUCCGGCCUUACAGCCCUUGCCAUGUACCUUCUGACCUGUGAAAUGUCACACUCGCCAUCAGCUGGUCUUCUCGCUGCGGCUUUCAUGGGCAUUACCCCGGGUUAUAUCUCGCGUUCCGUUGCGGGAAGUUACGAUAACGAGGCCAUUGCAAUUUUCUUGUUAGUAUUUACCUUCUUCCUGUGGAUCAAGGCAGUCAAGAAUGGUUCUAUCAUGUGGGGUGCUUUGACAGCCCUGUUUUACGGAUACAUGGUCUCGGCCUGGGGUGGUUACGUUUUUAUCACCAACCUCAUUCCUCUCCAUGUUUUCGUCCUUCUCUGCAUGGGUCGGUAUAGCUCCCGCGUCUAUAUCAGCUACACCACGUGGUAUGCCUUAGGAACUUUGGGCAGCAUGCAGAUUCCCUUCGUGGGCUUCUUGCCCAUUCGCAAUAGUGAUCACAUGUCCGCCCUGGGUGUGUUCGGGCUACUUCAGCUGGUGGCAUUCGCCGAGUUUGUUCGAGGCUUCCUGCCCGGAAAGCAGUUUCAAAAGCUGCUCACCUCUAUGGUUCUGUUUACCUUUGGUCUUGGAUUCGCUGGGCUCGUCCUCCUUACUGUCUCUGGAGUCGUCGCCCCGUGGAGCGGCCGUUUCUACUCCCUGUGGGAUACUGGCUACGCCAAGAUCCAUAUUCCAAUCAUUGCAUCGGUUUCUGAGCACCAGCCUACCGCCUGGCCUGCCUUCUUCUUUGAUCUGAACUUCCUCAUCUGGCUCUUCCCGGCCGGUGUUUUCAUGUGUUUCCAGAACCUCAGAGAUGAGCAUGUUUUCGUGAUUAUCUACGCCGUGCUCUCCAGCUACUUUGCCGGCGUUAUGGUUCGUCUGAUGCUGACUUUGACCCCCAUCGUCUGUGUUUCAGCCGCAUUGGCCCUGUCUGGAAUCCUUGACCACUUUUUGGUAUUGAAGAAGCCAAACCCGGAGUCCCGGGCUAAGGCCAACGCUGAGGAAUCGAAGUCUCUCCGUUCCACUCGGACCCCCCUCGUUGGCAUCUACUCGUACUUCUCAAAGGCAGUUGUGUCUGGCUCUCUCACUCUUUACCUGCUCCUUUUCGUGGCGCACUGCACCUGGGUUACGUCGAACGCAUAUUCGUCCCCCUCCGUUGUUCUAGCUAGCAAGCUGCCAGAUGGAAGCCAGCACAUCAUCGAUGACUACCGUGAGGCUUACUACUGGCUCCGCCAGAACACCCCCGACAAUGCCAAGAUUGCGUCCUGGUGGGAUUAUGGCUACCAGAUUGGUGGCAUGGCUGAUCGCCCCACGCUGGUCGACAACAACACCUGGAACAACACCCACAUUGCCACUGUCGGCAAGGCCAUGAGCUCUCGAGAGGAGGUCAGCUACCCGAUUCUGCGACAGCACGAUGUAGACUAUGUUCUUGUCGUCUUCGGUGGACUACUCGGCUAUUCGGGCGAUGAUCUGAACAAAUUCCUGUGGAUGGUCCGGAUUGCCGAGGGUAUCUGGCCUGAUGAAGUGAAGGAGCGUGAUUUCUUCACUGCUCGUGGUGAAUACCGUGUUGAUGAGGAGGCUACCCCAACCAUGCGUAACAGCUUGAUGUACAAGAUGUCUUACUAUAACUUUCAGUCCCUGUUCCCGGCCGGCCAAGCUGUCGACCGGGUGCGUGGUGUCAGACUCCCGGCUGAGAGCCCACAGCUCAACACACUGGAGGAGGCGUUUACCAGUGAGAACUGGAUCAUUCGGAUUUUCAAGGUCAAGGAUCUGGACAAUUUCGGUCGUGAUCACAACAACGCUGUUGCUUUCGACAAGGGUCUCAAGCGGAAGCGUGCUUCCAAGAAGAAGGGCCCUCGCGUUCUGAGAACCGAGUAA
Messenger RNA from Penicillium macrosclerotiorum, 2229 nucleotides. Its product is annotated as dolichyl-diphosphooligosaccharide--protein glycosyltransferase subunit STT3. The record is from RefSeq and is a predicted model, not a curated record. The coding region runs from base 1 to 2229 and encodes 742 amino acids. Gene Ontology annotation, cellular component: membrane. The transcript is spliced from 5 exons. NCBI's taxonomy places the organism in Eukaryota, Fungi, Ascomycota, Eurotiomycetes, Eurotiales, Aspergillaceae. Gene Ontology annotation, biological process: post-translational protein modification. Gene Ontology annotation, molecular function: dolichyl-diphosphooligosaccharide-protein glycotransferase activity.